GUGGCUGCAGCAGCAGCGGCGGCGGUGGCGGCCGGGGCUGGGGCUCCGCCCCCCCCCGCUCGCGCAGCCGUUGGCCGUUGGCCACCGCCCGCCGCGCGCGCGGCCGUUGGCGGUGCUGCCCCGCCCCUCGCCGGUGCCGCCCGCGGGGCGCGGCUGGCGCUCCUCGGUUAGGCUCGGCGCGGACGCCGCGGGCGGGCUGGGUGCCGAGGCGGCUGCGCGGAGCGCUGGCUCUUCUCUGUGAUCAGUGGUGCACGGGGAAUGCAUGUUACGCAGUUACGUCUGCGAAGCCUGGAAACAAGAACGCUGAAAUCAUGGCGGGGAAACCUAAGCUGCACUAUCCUAAGGGAAGGGGGAGGAUGGAGUCAGUCCGAUGGCUGUUAGCAGCAGCUGGGGUUGAGUUUGAGGAAGAAUUUAUAGAAACAAAGGAAGACCUGGAAAAAUUACGCAGCAAUGGAUCCCUGCUGUUUCAGCAAGUGCCCAUGGUGGAGAUUGAUGGGAUGAAGUUGGUGCAGACUAGAGCCAUCCUCAGCUACAUAGCAGGAAAGUACAACCUCUAUGGGAAAGACCUGAAGGAGAGAGCCUGGAUUGAUAUGUAUGUGGAAGGAACGACGGACCUGAUGGGAAUGAUCAUACAUCUCCCUUUUCAACCGGCUGAAUCAAAAGAGAAGAAUUUUGCCUUAAUCAUUGAACGAGCUGCAGCCAGAUACUUUCCUGUCUAUGAAAAGGCCUUAAAAGACCAUGGACAUGGUUAUCUUGUUGGCAACAAAUUAAGCUGGGCAGACAUCCAUCUGCUGGAAGCCAUUUUAAUGACAGAAGAAUGUAAGCCUGAUAUACUUUCUGCAUUCCCUCUGUUACAGGCUUUUAAAGGAAGGAUAAGCAACAUUCCAACAAUUAAAAAAUUCUUGCAGCCUGGCAGCCAGAGGAAACCAGUAGAAGAUGAAAAGUUUAUUGCACGUGUGAAGGAAAUAUUCGAUAUGUAAUCAAUGUGGCUGCUGAAGAUCCUGUAACUGUAGUAGAUCACCUGAGCUAUGCCUCAUAGGUGUAAACUGCAUAGGUGCAUUCUGUAGCUUGCAUCGUACAGCCAGUUACAUGAAAAUCUUUGAAACAGAGUAUACAGAAUAUAUGGAAUAUAUAACAGAAUAAUCUUUUUGAUUAGAUUAAAAGGCUGAGCUGUAGCUGUUGAUUUCAGAAAGUAGUAUUUUAUGGAACAAUUACAUGAAAUAAAACAUGCUGAUAACUUUU
Dromaius novaehollandiae (emu) is the source of this 1242-nucleotide messenger RNA. RefSeq names its product glutathione S-transferase-like. Lineage: Eukaryota; Metazoa; Chordata; Aves; Casuariiformes; Dromaiidae. The transcript is spliced from 8 exons. Gene Ontology annotation, biological process: glutathione metabolic process. The coding region runs from base 312 to 980 and encodes 222 amino acids. The record is from RefSeq and is a predicted model, not a curated record. Gene Ontology annotation, molecular function: glutathione transferase activity.